CCGGUACACCAAAGAACACCAUAUAUUUUUCGGAACUCUACUUAGGAAAAUCAUUCGAUUUUAAUCACGUUCACAGUUUUUACGUUAAAAUCAAUUCUCCUGAACUAAAAAUGAAAUACCAUUUGAUUGUUAUUUUAUCACUAAUUGCUUUUUCGAAUGGAUAUAAGAUAUUGUUUUUGGUCCCGUUUCCCGGUCCCAGUCAUUGGUUUUUACUACAGACUUUUGUUAAGGAGUUGGUAAGCCGCGGCCAUGAAGUGACUGCCGUUGUAAAUAAGAAAAUUAACAACUUUAGUUCACCAAAUUACACGGAAAUUUUAAUAGAUCCCGUUCGAUUUAUCAGCCUUGCAAAAGACGACGUAUUCAGAAAAAGCAACAGAACUGAUUUUGAUACGCUUCAUUUGUAUGAACAAAUUUCAACACCAACAAGUGAUUACGGAUUAAAUCAUCCAAAUGUACAAAAGGUCAUAAACAGUGACAAUUUACAUUUCGAUUUGGUUAUUAAUGAGGAAUUUUUCCAUGAGAGUUGGCUAAUGUUUGGUUAUAAAUUCAAUGCUCCAGUUGUUACGAUUUGCACAUAUGGAUAUUCUGAUUUUUUUGAUCGAGCAAUGGGAAUGUUAUUGAUUCUUCCAUAUGGCGAUGAUAUGACGUAUUAUGAAAGAGUUUACAAUCUAAUACUGUCAUUAUACGAUUUGAUGCUUAGAGAAUGGAUUGUUUUGCCGCGACAAAAUGAGAUCGCACAGCGAUAUUUUGGACAUUUGGCACAGAAUGGCGUUAGAUUACCCUCCGUACAGGAGUUAUAUCGAAAUAUUUCGUUGAUUCUAACAAAUACGCAUCGAAGUACCUCCAAACCACGGCCACAAAUGCCAGGUAUAAUAAAUAUUGGAGGUGCUCAUAUAAAACCACUGAACUUGAAAGAAUUCCUCGACAAUUCGAAGGAUGGAGCAAUAAUCUUCUCACUCGGAUCAUUUGUUCAAUCGACUGAUAUGCCACCGGAUUCAUUGAAAUCGGUUGCAAUUGGAAAUGCACAAAUACCAUUUGCGGAUAUUACAACGGAAAAUCUUUUUUUGCGUAUAAGCGAAUUAUUAGUAAACAAGUCUUAUUACAAUCGAGCAAAAGAACUAGCACGAGUGUUUAUAGAUAACCUAGUACAUCCGAUGGACGAAUCUAUGUUUUGGAUCGAGUAUGUGGCUCGACAUAAUGGUGCUAAGCACCUGAAAUCAAAUGCAGUUCAUAUGCAGUUAUUUGAUGCUUGACAUUAUCUUGGCACCAUUUGUAAUCAUUUUUAUCACAUACACAGAGUUUUGCUCAGCGCUGCUGCCAUCCACAGCAUAUUAAAAUAUCUUGCUGAGAAUGCGUCGUCCGUCACAUGCGAAGGUACGUAGCAGUUUAUACAUCACAGCGAACAACAAUACGAAGAAAAUAACCGAUCCUAAAAUUGGCAAGAUGUAUCCAGAUGCGAACGUAAAAGAAGGCAAUGAAAUGCCAACGAGACCCAGUUCAAUUUUUGGCAUUGACGAACAAUUUAAACCGAAUAAUUAACAUAACUGUGAUAUUUAUGGAUUUUUUUUAACUUUUCAAGUUAGAUAGUUUAAGACAGUUUAGAAACAGAAAAUAUGCAAUUUUUAUAGAUUUUUUAGAUAGUAAUGACAAGUUUUUUUUUCAACAUUUGUUUUGAAGAUUUUCUCAAACAUUUCGUUUGUUAAUAUAUAUGCCAAUGACCUAAGGUAAUAGAAUGGCGAAUGCAUUUCCACAAUAAAACAGUGUCAUUUUUUGACUCUUGAUAACACAC
Messenger RNA from Contarinia nasturtii (swede midge), 1789 nucleotides. Its product is annotated as UDP-glucuronosyltransferase 2B31-like. NCBI's taxonomy places the organism in Eukaryota, Metazoa, Arthropoda, Insecta, Diptera, Cecidomyiidae. Gene Ontology annotation, molecular function: UDP-glycosyltransferase activity. The record is from RefSeq and is a predicted model, not a curated record.